Messenger RNA from Alligator mississippiensis (American alligator), 18589 nucleotides. RefSeq names its product transmembrane protein 151B (gene TMEM151B). The record is from RefSeq and is a predicted model, not a curated record. The coding region runs from base 84 to 1610 and encodes 508 amino acids. The transcript has 2 exons. NCBI's taxonomy places the organism in Eukaryota, Metazoa, Chordata, Crocodylia, Alligatoridae.
GGGCGGGCGGAGCCCGGGGGCGGGAGAAUGCGGGUGCCGCUGGCCCGCGCCCGUCACCCGGGAGGCGCCGCCGCCCCAGCGCCAUGUCCCCCCCAGCCUCGGCGGCCGCGGGCAGCGAGCGGGGCAGCAGCACGUCGGUGCCGCAGGAGGAGGCGGAGGGCGGGCGCGAGGAGCAGCGGCCAGUGAAGCAGUCCCUCAGCAAGUCCCUCUGCAGAGAAUCCCACUGGAAAUGCCUGCUCCUGUCCCUUCUCAUGUAUGGCUGCAUGGGAGCCAUGACCUGGUGCCAUGUGACCAAGGUCACCCGGCUGACCUUUGACAGCGCCUACAAGGGCAAGUCCUUGAUGUACCAUGACAGCCCCUGCUCCAAUGGCUAUGUCUACAUCCCCCUGGCCUUCCUGGUGAUGCUGUACGUGGUCUACCUGGUGGAAUGUUGGCACUGCUACACCCGCAACGAGCUCCAGUACAAGGUGGAUGUGGAAAGUGUACAUGAGCGCGUCCAGAGGAUGCAGCAAGCUACCCCAUGCAUCUGGUGGAAAGCCAUCAGCUACCACUAUGUUCGCAGGACCAGGCAGGUCACCCGCUACCGCAAUGGGGACGCCUACACCACCACCCAAGUGUACCAUGAGAGAGUCAACACGCAUGUGGCGGAGGCUGAGUUUGACUACUCCAACUGUGGGGUAAAGGACAUUUCUAAGGACCUAAUUGACCUGGAGAGCUACCCAGCCACACGGCUUCGCUUCACCAAGUGUUUUAGCUUUGCCAAUGUGGAGUCUGAGAACUCCUACCUGACGCAACGAGCUCGCUUCUUCACUGAGAAUGAGGGGCUGGAUGACUACAUGGAGGCCAGGGAGGGGAUGCACCUCAAGAAUGUGGAAUUCAAGGAGUAUAUGGUGGCCUUUUCGGACCCGGAUAACCUGCCUUGGUAUGUGUCCCACUAUGUCUUCUGGGUGGCUGCCCUCCUGACCCUGUCCUGGCCCUUGCGGGUGCUGAAUGAGUACCGUACCUCCUACGUCCAUUACCAUGUGGAAAAGCUGUUUGGGUUUGACUUUGUGGCAGUGACACCAGUUGAGGAGCGCUCCUUCUGUCGCAGGAUGCCCCGCGUCAACACGGUGGACAGCACCGAACUGGAGUGGCACAUCCGGUCAAACCAGCAGCUGGUGCCUAGCUACUCAGAAGCUGUACUGAUGGACUUGGUGGGGCUCUCUAGCUGCACCAGUUACUCAGCCUGCAGAUAUGGGGGCUACCGGCAGAACUGUGAGCGGUGCCACAGGACUAUAAGCAGCUCUUCCAUCUUCUCCCGUAGCGCACUGAGCAUCUGCAAUGGCAGCCCCAGGAUCCCCUUCAGCAGCAGCCGCUUCUCGCUGGGCCGCCUCUAUGGCUCGCGGCGCAGCUGCCUCUGGCAGAGCCGCAGCGGGAGUCUGAAUGAGCAGAGCUGCCCGACGGAGCAGACCCGCCUCUCCAGCCAGGUCACCGUGGAGGAGGAGGACCCUCCCCCUUACCAGGAUGCCCUCUAUUUCCCCGUCCUCAUCGUGCAUCGCAAUGAGGGCUGCCUCAACCAUGACCACCGCCACCUCCAUCGGAACGGGUCCUGUGUGGAGACCUCUCUGUGAGCGGGGAGGGCGGCCAGGUCUCCUUGCUGAGCACCACUGGGGGCCCACGUGUGGGCAGACGCAGGACGUAGGAAGGGAGGGGGCAAGCCAAGGAAACAAGGCUCUUGCUCCGUGCUUGGCGUGUGGGGCAGAGAGGUUGCUGCCUCUCAUUCCUGGAGCGAAGGUGCUCUACAUAGCUCCCAUGCCCUCUGGCAGCAAUGACGUCGUGGAAGACGGGGUGACAGUAAGCUGGGCGAGCAAGAGCACCCCCUGUGGCAUGGCAUAAAACUACAGACCAGCUAUCAUGCAAAAAAAAUAAAAAUAAAAUAACAACAACAACAGAAGAGGGGGAACGGAAAAACGGGACAGAAGUGGGGAGCAGCAUGCCCUGGUUCCCAGUGCAGCUGCUGGAGACCUAGGUUGGCUUGAGUAGGGCUCAGAGAGAAUGACACCACACAGCACCCUACUGCAUCUCUGACCUCCGUCCCUGCCUCUUGCAGAGGCCAAGGGGACUGGGACUAGUGGAACAUUUCCUCUGGGACUGGUGUUUAGCUCCUAGCGUGCCAAAGAUCUUGGGGCAGCCAAGCCCAUGGAGCUGAUGGGCAGCUUAGAGGAGAUACUCAAAACCCUCAAGUCCAGAUCUUUCCCUCCCUCCCUCCCUCCCCCCAGCAUUUCUUUUUUUAUUUUUAUUUUUUAGACCAUGCUCUGACUGUUACACUGUUCUCAGCUGCUGGGAGCAGCACCACCUCCAGAGGAUCCCAAGGCUAGAAAGCCUCAGCCCUGAAGCUUUGAGAGUCAGCAUCCCCUAGCUAGAGCUGAAAGCCUUCCAGGACUUUCCAUUUGGGCUUCCAGCAAGCAGAAAGCAACAGGGGACGUAGAAAGGAACAUCCAGACAUGGCCAAAUACAGUCAUGGCAUGAAGCCAGUAGGGCUGGCUGGAGAAAAGUCCCCCUGCAAGGCAAACUAAGGAGACGGUUGUGUGCUGGGCUCCUGGAACCAGGAUACCAGGAAGUACCAGGGGGUGAGUUGGGAAGCUGAGGUCCUCUCAGCCUUGAAGUGAAUGAGGUCCGGUCCUAAUUAAUUCAGCCAAGCCAGGAGUUGGUGGUGGGAGGAGGAAGCUGAUAGGUUCAGCUGCAGAUCAUCUGUUAAUAAUAGAUGGGCAGGUUGGUGCCUCUUGCUUUGUUGUGAAAUGAAGUAAGCUGCGGUAAGAUGGGGGCUGGGUUUGGACUGGAGCUCUGAGGGGAUAGGGGGUAGAUGGCUGUGUGGAGAUGCCCCAGAAUUUCUGAAGAUCUUGGGUUCCACGGAGGUGAAGGGAAAGGGCUGCUACCAACAUGUAACAAUGAAAAGAGAUUCCAGCCUCCUUGCUCCUCUUGUGUCCCACACCCCUUGCUGAAAGGUUCAUAUUGGCGCAUCAGUGUUUCUAUUAUGGGUUCCUUGAAGUUACCUUCAGACAGCCUCUAAAGGCCUAGAAGUGCCAAUUUCAAAUGUAAGCAUACUGAGAAACUCCUGAAGCAGUCAUGAAAAGGACAUUUUCCUUCCUGUUUCCCCUUCAUAUGAGUAGAGCUGCUAUUUCCUUUCUUCAGCUGCACUGCCUGGAGUGGGCCACUUCUCAUGCUGUGGAAUGUGCCUCCCAUGUAGUCCUAGCAGCUUGUGCAGCUUGUAGACUCACAUAAUGCUGGACCAUAGAGUCCCAGUGGAUUUAUGAGGCAGAAAGCUCUCAUGAUAACCUGAAAUUUUGAAAAGCCCUGAAAUGCUUAACAAACCUAGGCAUAACAAGAGAAAAAAACCCAACCUCAUUAUGCUGAAAUAGCUAAAUUAGGGGGGAAAUUACCUGACAGACCCUAAAAUACCCCAGAUCAGUGAGGUAACAUACCUGGAAAUGGAAACAGAGUUCAAUAUGAGGAGCGGUGGCAUGAGUUUGCCCUUAAGGUCCCAAUCUUGCAGUUAGAUCUGGGUGGGCAGAGCCCUGUUGAUUUACCAGGCUCUGCCUGUACAGUCCAAGAGCAGGGUUUCUGUCCUAAAUGGGUCACUCUCUUUAAAUUGCUCCCCCUCAGCUAGUGCCCAUGGGCAUCACCUCCUGCUAGGCUGAGUUUGUGGACAAAGCCGUUCAGAGGCCUGCUCUGCCAACUCUUGGUGCUGAACCCAAGCCUGAUGGACAUGAGUGACCAUGUGAAAUCAGUGCUGCUCCCUUCGUGAGCAGUGGCGCAGGAUUGGGCUCUCAGUGCAGAAUAGGGAUGGCCAGGUGGGACAUUUUUCUUUCAAGUUGAGCUGAAUCAAAACAAAUGGUUCAUGUGGGGAGACAUUGAAGAAAGCUCUGACCCAAUGUGUGGCUGCCCUUGUUGCCUCCAUCUCUUGUUCACACCUUCCCUUGUCAAGUGCAUCAGAAGACAGGGUUUGGAUACCUGCAAGUGACCAUUGCUGCUUCCUUCACCUGCAUGUCACAUACCACACCACUCCCUGUCCCGUACCCCCUUCCUCAUACAGAGGUGAAUCCCUUCCUCACACAGAGGUAGCUUAUGAAGCUCCUUGAGUGAUGAAGGCUGUGCAAGGUGAGCCUUGUGAAUACUCAGGAGGGUGAAAGGAGAUGUAGUCAAGGCUGAAGGGUAUGUUCUGUAGAGACCUUUCAAAAUAAAGUUCCACCAGCUCUGUCCUCACUUUGCUGUGGGUAUCUCUACCCUGUGGAGAGGAUGGAUUAGCCCACAUGGAGCUCUGUGCUGCCAGGCCUGGGACUGAUUCCAGUACCACAGGGAGCUUGCUUAAAGCCAGCUUGGGUAUCUCCGUGCAAACCUACCCAGCAUUUCCUUCUCAGUGAGAAGCUUCCCAGGCCUCUUUAGCCCACUAUAGUCCCUCUCCUGUUUUCUAGACGCUCUUUUCCCAGUCAAUCAACUGUUUUCUCCCUUGUUGGAGGCCCUAAUCCUCCCUAGCCCUUGUUGCCCACCAGCUUGUCUCCAUUCCCCUCACCCAUCCCAACACAGGAUGUGACCUGUAGUAAAUAUCAUCUCCAGCUGGCAGCAGGCUGAAAACCCAAGCAGCAGCACAGACCUCUAGCACUUGUGCUAAAGGAUUAACAUAAUUAGCUGGCCACAGCAGCAGGUAUAUAUCCCUGCUGGUGUGGGUCAGGUGUGAAGAUGAAGGGGAUAGGUAGAACAGUAGAGUACACCAUAGUUAGUCCAACCAGACUGUCCUUUGCUAACUUAUUAGUCAGAGGGUCUGUAUCUGCAGGGAAUACUGUUAGGUUGCUUCACCUAGUACAUCAGAGAGAGGUAGUUACCCAUGUUAGUCUAAAAUCAGGCAAAAGGCAGGGUGGGGUGGCACUUUAGAGACUAACUCAGUUAGAAACCCUCUUCUGCAUUCUGCUAGAUCAGAGGCAGCUUUGUCCUUCCUCUCCAGCCUUGCUGGAUAAUAGCUAUUUUAGGGAACUGUUCUCCAAGAAAAGUCAGUACAUCAUCUGUUUCUUCUCUAAACAAGGAGACCUCUUGUUUAUAAAGCAGAUGUCUGUCACUUUGUUACUAGCUGAACCACCUUAUUGACUUUUCUCCUCUGCCCAGGAGGUUUGUGCUCAUCUCUGCUCUUCACUCCUUGAAAUUAGCUUGUUUGGUUUCACUUGGUGUCAGUUUUGUUUCUGGUUCUCAGGCAGUAGAUUCAGAGAAAAGACUGUUUGAACCAAAACAUUUCUUAAAGGCUUACCCUCAAUUUUGUUAAGAUUUUUGUCUUGUUAACUGCCCUACCCCCUAGUACGGGGCAGGCCUAUAUCCCGGGCUUUCAUUCCAGUGCCCCCAACACAUCUGGUGGGUGCAGAUUACCAUUUCCUGGGACACCCUCUUUCACUGUUCAUGCUGUGUUGUCUGCAGGCUAUUUAACCCUGCCUUGGUGGAAGGGGAUGCUAUGCCAUUGAUGCCAGUGGAGGCAGCAGUGUAGCAAUGUGGCUGUGUGUCCUCACUACAGGGACAGAGGUGGCUUCUGGUUGCCAAUGCAGUUGUGAAUAUGCACCUGCUGGCAGCAACUAUUUCUAUGCUCCCCCACACAAGUUGGCACCUAGGGUGGUUGCCCCAGUAACUACACCCUAGUUACACCACUCAGUGGAGUUGUCUUCCUUAUGCCUGUUGGAUUUAGUUUGCUGUGCUCUGUUCUCUGCUUGUUCAGGGUCUAGUGUAGCUCCUGUUAAUGUCAAGGGAAUGGCUCAUCAGGAGGUUAGUUGGAGAUGGCGAAAAGGGUCCUUAUGUCAUGGAAAAUCAGAAGUAACUACCCUGAAGCCCUUGGAGUUCAAAUGGAGUAAGGACAGUGCUGAGUGGAGGGCAUCAGGCCCUUAUGUCCUUCCCAAGACACUCCAUUUUAAAGCAUGUACUCCUGUCUUAAGUGAGGGAUCACUUGAGAUCUUUUGGUCUCCAGUGAGAGAAGUGUCUUGUCUAGGUGGAUGCAUCAUGGGGUGUUAAAGGUCUCUCAGUUCCUCUCAGGCAGGGGAAAUUGCAGAACUGGGGCAGGUUAGAAGGGUUUUCAUGCCCACCUCCUUUAUCACUGCUUCCCAGCCCCUUGCCCAUUAGCUUUGACCAGGCCCACUGUCAUAAAGGUGAUUCCCUGGGUUCAAGCUCUGCCCUCUUCAAGGUCUCAGCACGGAGAAUCUGCUUCCAGGGAAAGGCCAGGUUUCCUAUCGAUGCUGCUGGCUGGAGCAGAAGGGCAUUUGCAGGUUGAGAAAUGGGGCCCUUUCCUCACACCUGUCACUCAACCAGCCAUGCCCCCAUACACUCCGCUCUCAACUUUCAAACUCACCUUCUCCAUGUGACCCCCCCAGCCCACCAGUGCAGCGACAAGCAGCCUUGUCUCUGUCCCCAGCAAUAUCUGCUGCUAACAGCUUGGCAUGCUCUCAAGCCUCUUACCCCACUGCGGCUUGCAGGGCCGCUGAGCAGAAUACAUGCCCCUGCCAGACUCAGCAGUGAAGAACUAGGUUCAUUUACCAACCCCAGAUCUCCCCUGUUGUAGCAUGUACACUGAGGCUACUGGGCACCCCUGGUUUGGCUAGAGGAGCAGCUUGCUGCCUUGUAGGCCAGCCCCAGCUCCUCCAUAGCAGUUGGGUUGGAGUGGGCAGAAAAGCCUCCCUUCCCAUCCCAUGCCCCACUUUGGAAGCUGGGUGGGCAUAGCCAUUAGAGCAGCCUGCAACUGAACAGAACCCCAAGCCACUCAGAGGCUGCAUGCGUGCCAGCCCUUGUGGAGCCCCAAAUUGAACUUUUGCACAGGCCUCCCUGCCUCUGCCACUGACCACUUAGCAGCCCUAUAUCUCCUUUCCUUGAUUGCUCCUGGGGUUGGCCAUGAGUUGCCCUUCACUCCAGUGUGUUUGCACCAUGCAGUUGGGUGGGGGGCAGGCCCUAUCAGCACGGGGGUGGUUUGUGCAGCCCCAGAAGGGAGGAGCUCUUGGCAUCUCAGGCUGAUGCCGCAAAGACAGGCUCAGCUUCUGUGCAUAUGUGCAAGGAAAUAGCUCCUACCCAGCUUGACUCUGCAGCCCCAGCUGCCUGCGUAUGCCAGCAUGCUGCUCUCCUGUGGUUAUCCCCUUAAUAGGCUCAGCUGUCCAGUUGAAUUAAGAUACCCCUUCCCAGCCAGAUAAGUGUGAUUCUUACCAUGGCACAGACAAGCACCCUCCUCCGGGGAUGAGGCAAGGAAAUACUGGGAUUGGACAAAUGCAGCAGCUGAUUAAUCCCUGCAAGAUCCAGCGGCUUCCCCAACAUGCUGACUCUUACCCAAGCCGUGUCCUAGGGGCACAAAGUAGCUCUCCAGGGACAGCACUCAGGGUUAUCACGCCCUGUCUCCUGGCCUUAGGUAUCCCUUUGCUCUGGCUGAGAUCCUCCUGAGGCCACUCAGUGCUGGUUAAUGCAGGGAGGUGUAUUCAAGGGAACCAUCCAGCAUGCAGGACUUAUUGGAGUUGGGUCCCCUUCUUUCAGCAAGGUAUCUAGCCCCCUCCAGGGAUGGCUCAGGCAACAGCAUCCAUUCCCACCAUCAUAGAAAAACAUGGCUGGAAGGGACAUCAGGGGGAUUAUUUGGUCCAGUUUGUAGCUCAGGGAAGGUUCACUACCAUCUAAACCAGGCCAGACAAAUGCUCAACAGGGGCCUGAACUUGGAGUCCAGUAUACUACCUUCUAGCUAUCGCCAUAUCCUGCCCUAGAGAGGGUUGGAAUGAUGUGGGAGCAGAGGCCAUAGCCAGGGCUGGGGUGUGUGUCUGAAGGAUGAGGAGGCUAGUGGCUGUGGGAUUCCUAAUAGGUGGGAGGUGACGGGAGCUUGCCAAGGCAACAAAGUAAAGAUGGUUUCUUUCUCCACAGUAUUAGAAUUCAGCCCAAAGCAUCUCAUGUUCUACGCUCUGUAGCCAUCACACUAGUAUUUCCUCUGUCUUUGAUGCGGUAGGACCCCAAUACCUUAAAGCCCCCCAGGCUUGGUACCAUUAUGUUAACUGGCCCAGCCCCCACUCUUUUUUGCAGGCUGGUAUCUGAUCUCAACCUUGCCUGCGCUGGUGCUGGUGAUUCCUCUGACAGCUCAUUCAGUUGCCCCAUCUGCUCCUCUCAUGCUAGUUAGUAUGCUUCCUCACAAUCUCACCAGAAUUGUCCCUGUUGUAUCUUAAUCCUGUUACUUCUCUUCCAUUGCCUAGCUAGAGUAGUUGCCUCCUCCCCAAUGACACUACUGGUAGGGGCAGAUGUGUCCUGUCUCUUCAGACCUCUCCCCUCCGGCCCCAGAGUUCCUGAGUCUUUCUGGGAUGUUGUUAUACAAAGCCCUGACCCCAGGGACUCUGCAGCUUUUGUUUCUUCCUUGCUUCUUACCAUUCAGCCCUGAGGAGACAAAACCUGGGGGAAGGGGAAGGAUCAAAACAAGAAGCCAUGACCCCUGAGCCAAGCAGGCUAAGGCUUUUCUUGAGACUGAUCCUUCUCUCUGCACAGCCCAGAAGGUAUCUCGCAGGUGAUUUUGCUCACCCUUUUGGAAGGGCAGGGAGAGCAGAACAAUCUGGAGACUCUUCCCAUUCCCACAGCGCAGAGCAGAGCAGAGCAGAGUAUUCCCCUCUGGUGUGGACAGGUGCCUGCUGGGACCAGGGGGAUGGACAGGUGAGCUGUGAACCAGCACAACCUUGCUGGAUUUUUUUCCUUCCCUGUUCCACUCAUCACCAUCUCCCAAGGCCUGGGGUUUGUUUUCAGUGAGAUGCUUGACAGCAGGCUUUCCCCACAUAACCUGACGUUAUGAGUGAAAUGGGACAGGAGCCAGGCCCCGUCUCCUCCCAGCACAUUGAGUGGAUAAUAUGUCCCUUGGAGAGGGCUCUUUCACACUGUGAGAAAGCUAAAGAGUGAUCUAUCUGAUGUUUCCUUUUGCUGCCAGCAAAGUCCAUGCUCUUUAGAACAGCCCAUCAAGUAAGGUAGGCCCCAAGUUUUGGCUUUGCUAAUUAAAAGUGAUGGGAGAAAAGGAAGGCAGAUGGUUUAACCACCUCUCACCUAAAUAAAUGUGUGCCAUCCAUUUCUUCACUUUCAGCAUAUUGGAAGUCUCCCUGUCAGGACUGGAUGCCCAAACAUUUUGCUGGUACAAGAACUGGGAAGUGAAAGUGGCUAGCCUAGCAUUACUGCCUAAGCUCAGUGAAAUGCAGUGUCCCACAAGUCACACAGGUGAGGGGGAAAGUAGAUAAUAUUUCAGAAAGUUCUUCCAUGGUUCAUACAUGUGGGAGGUGCAGGUAAGCCAGGGGGAGAAAAUAGCUUUGUGUUGCCACCCCCAGUCAUUCAAAAAUGAUGGAUCAGAGAAAUGUUCACUCUGGGCAAUCAAAAGGCUGCUAUGGACUUGGUUUUUAAAAAAUCCCUUCUCUCCUAAAAUUCACAGUUCAGAGAAACAGUCCUUUUCCUGUCCUUUGUUUCCCAACAAGUGUCUCAUCUUUUCCCAGGGUUCUGAUUAAGCUGCAACAGCAUCAGGGGCACAGGGGGAUUUGCUCUAUUGCCUGGGGAAUCUGGAAGGAAAAAGACAGUUGCAAACACAUGCAGAUACAACACCCCUUGGAAAAAAAAGAUAAGGUGAUAGGCACUCUACAUGUGAGCGGCAUUUUUAGUUUGGUUUCUACUUUCUAUUCAGGAGUUGACCCUAUUGGGGCUGCCUAUGGGAAUUUGAUUGUUUGAUUGUGCGGGUGGGAGGUGUUAUUAUUUCUGAAAAAGACAAAAGGUUUAAUAAACCAAGUCACAGCCAGGUUUCAGGGGCAGUCAUGGUAAAAUAUAGUCCCUCCCAUUUAAAGAUGCUCCCGGUUAUAGAAUAAUACCUUCAGCUUUUUUUGUUUUACUCAAGCUAUUCUAAUCAUAUCUCUGGUAACUGCUGUUUAGUUAUAACACAGUUUAUACUGUACAGCCAUCCAGUUUAAAACUAGGCUCUACUGCUAAUUCUGUGCCGCAGCAUACACAGUGGGAUGUCAGAUGUCUGUGUGAAAUAUUACACCAGCCAGAAUUUAUGUGACCAAACCACAUGCUGUUGUAUGUCUCAAUACAUGAUUGGUACCUUGAGACCUUUUAAAACGUAUUUUAAAUAGGUCUUCAUUGGACAACAAAUUAAAUAUCUGGCUUUCUGGAUCCACACUAUCCCAUUGUGGCAUGUGAUUUUAAAAAUCAGGGCUGUUUUGUAAUAUUGGACCCCAAAGGUGCACGCUGGCCUGGACUUAGUUUAGCCAAGAUGAGUGGGGUCUACUGGGCAACACGCUGUACUUUUUAGCAUACAGCACAUCCCCAAAUGAGAUACAUACCUUGUUUUUGAAAGGCAGCAUCUGGAAAAAAGAUCUUUCCUUGAAAAUACUGGUAAGUAGCAGUAAAGUAAGUGAGUAGCAGCUUCUGCAGCAGGAACCUGCAGCAGUGAGUUGGGUAGGGGUUGGAGAGAAAGUAUUCACAAUUGACAGCUAGAGAGCCCCAGGAGUUGCACUGGAACCUUACUUUUGCAUUCCCCGGCACAGGCAGAAACUGUUAUUGCCAUAUAUCCUUGAUUCUAACACAUUUCUGAGCAGCUGAACUUUUUGGGGGGAAAAAGGUGCGUGUUGUAUCUGAGAAAAUACAGCAUAUGGUUUAGGACACAGGGCUGGUUUUGUUUCCUCUUUCCCCAUGUGGGUACUGCUGACCUCAGUGGAAAUAACAGCCAUUUUGGAAAGAAGGGAAGGGUGUAGUCCCAUCUGAGGUAAAAACCAGUGGGCUGCAUUCAUUCCUAGAGUAACUUUUCUGAAGAUGGUGGAGCUACGCUGGGGUGAAGAAGAACCAGCAUCUCCACAGAUUCGCUUGUCCUCAAGAGCCCAUACUAAUCAUCCCAUUGCAGUAUUAAUUUUAUAUGUAGAAUUAAUGUUGGGACUUUGCUUGGAUCCAGCUUCAUGGAUCUACUUGGUCUUCAAACAGUGGGCCUGUGAGGGCCAGCUACCCCAAUGGCCAGCCUGUUUUGCUCUGCUCCCUGUGUCAAGGAACCAUGAGUAACACUUUGAAGGGGAACAUUUUGCCCAAGGAUUUGUUCUGUCAGCUCCAUCAGAACUCACCAAACAAACUGACCUCUACCACCUAGGGCCAGGACCCUUUUCCCAAGGACCAUUUUUUCCACAGCCUUUUCACCCACCAGUGGAAAGAAGUUUCAAGGUCUAAUCUGAACCUGGAUGGAAACAGCCUCAUGCACUUCCCUUUCUCCUUCUCUGCACGUUAGUCAUCUUACUUGGGGGCAAUGUCUCUGUGGAAUCCAGUGGGACCUCAUCUUCCUGCAAUCCAUUCUACUGACAGGUACAUCACCACCUAUGCAACACUUUCAGAAACUGCCGAGGCAUCAGUCCAUUCCAAUGCACAGUGUGUGCUUCUGGCAUUGGUAACAAGCACCACUGCUGUCAGAAACCAAUGUUGUUUUUUUCUUCUUUCCCCUCAAGGCCUUGAGGAAAGACUUCCACCCCCUCUCUGUACCCCCCACUCCUUUUCUGUUUUGUAGACUUAAGACUUUCCAUGGGCAAAGCCAAACUUCUUAGAACAUAGGUGCCCUUCUUGGAAUAUCACCAGUCCCUGGAAAUUGGGACUAUCGUGGAUCACCCACUGUGAUUAUACUUCAGUGAACUUUGUAGAACAAAGUAAUGCUCAUCCACAGACAUACCUGGGGAUCUCUCACACUCCAUCAGUGCAAGCUGCUUUGCAAUCUUAGGUCUUCUCUUAGUGAAAGAAACAGCGUAGCUAGAAUGUGUCAAGAUGAUUUAGUAUUUGUAUCAGUCACAUGAUCCUAGUGUCCAUUAGCUGCACUGUCAGCUGACAUCUAAUGAGUUCCGACUUUGGAUGGCAGCCCACGAAUCAAUCAGGGGGAAAAGGAUUCAAAACACAGGCUUAAGAGCACAGACGAGUCUCCAGAAACAGGAGCAGAUGCAUGAGAUCAGGUGAUAACAGAUGUAUUCCUCCUGUUCAAGUCAGCUAGAAGCUUUUUUUGGUCUGCGUUUUCCUCUAGGGAACAAUCUAGCCUCAAGAGAGGUGGCGGGUGGCGGGAGGGAAAUUAUCUAAUGGGUUCAGUGAAAUUGCACUUAUGCUAUUGUAGCACUGGUUGAAAACAAAACAAUUGAUCCAACAGGAUUUUUAAAAAUGAUUUCUUCAAAAUAUAGCUAAUCAGAAAGACCCAUGCUGUUUAGUUUAAUGUUUUGGGUGCUCUUGGCUAUGUCCACAUGGUUAAUUUGCCAUGCCCAGCCGUGUCACCCCCCCAAGAGCAGUGUGCUGGCCCAGGCAGGUUGCCUUCUAAACCACAAGCAGUGCAGCCAUAGGCAGGCAGUAGGUUGUCUGCAGGACCCAGGAUUCCCCAGGGGUCUCCCAUUAAAGUACUAGCAAGGUCCAGGACUGUUUAGCUUUCAUGUUUAGUCAACAUCAGUGCAUUCAGUCUGUUAUGGCUGGCCAUAGAUGGGCUAGCUAGGGACAGGCUAAACGGCCUGUCCAUUGGCGGUGCUCACUUCCCAAGUGAAGCACAGCUACACUGCUUUUGGUUUAGGAGACAGCUUUGGAGGAACGUGCAAUUGACUUGAGGGCAGCCGGGCAAUAUGAAUUUAGCAUGGACUGGGGCCUUUUUAUGUGUUGAAACGUUAAUGUAUUCAAAACCCUUCACAUUUGGAAAAUUUCUACCAGCUCUACUAAAUAGUGAGGACUUAGUGGCAGAGAAUAAAAAGAAUAGGAAAGGAAGGUAGAAGAAGAUAAUGUCUCUGUAUCAAUGGCAGUCCAGCACCAAGGGGAGAUCCAGCAUAGAGGCAGGUAUCUGGGCACCCAUCUGCAUUGUUAUGCCUCUGCUUUGUGCAAAGGUAGUUGCGGAAUAUCUUGUUUGCUGUGGUGGUCAGUGGUUAUGUGCAGGGAUGGGCAGAGACAGGGACAGAGGCAAUAGCCAUAUCAUGAGGAAGGCUUUAGAACACAUCAAGACCCCUUUGAGCUGCAUUGGAAAGCCUUGGUUCUUUAGUCACCAUAGCACAUCCAUAAUCCCUUACGUCCUGCUGCUUAUAUUGGUUUGCUUCUCCUGCAGGAAACUUUCCCACUGUCUACUACUUUCCCACCCUGGCCAUGAACAAGUGACAGGCAGAUGCUUCAGAGCCUCAAAAAAGUAAAGAGAAAAGGCACCAAAUUAACCUGAAGCUGAAAAGGCCUGCCAUUUGUGUUUUCCAGACCUCCAGGACUCAGAACCUGGAGGAAAACUGCUCUCCCUGAACAGAAGGCCCUGAUAAAUAAUGCAGAGGAGAACCAGUCCAGCUGCUUUAAUUUAGGAGGAUAUAACAGGGAGCCUGGGGCUCCUGUUACUUUAAGAAGAAAAAAAAAAACAGUGGCAGGCAGCCUAACCAGGGCUAGCUGCAAAGGAAUAGGCAGCCAGAGGCCAGAAGCUGAGAGGAACUAUUGCUGUACUGGUUGCACACCAGUAGUACUAUAGGAUAGAGCCCUGCCAAAGCAACAGAGGCACAGCUAUAGUAGGUAGCUGGGGUAGCAGCAACAAGCUGUCCAGUAGAAGGAGAGAAGCAGCUGUGCUAGGACUAGCAAGUCAUCUGACCAGGAAUGGGCGGGACUUGAGUGACAUAUAAGCCUGGGCCUGUGCCAAGACAGGUGAUCUGGCCUUGGAGGCUGCAGUGGGAAGAGCUCUGUAGCUGUAACACAAACAGGUCCUGAUGCAAAUGGGAACUGGAAAGUAAGGCACUGAGGUCUGGUGGGGAGCUGGGACUCAGGGUGGAAAUGAUUUUUGUUAUGCAGCCAAGGGGUUAUGGUUAGUCACAGUGCUUAGGGUUUUGAUGCAGUUAAACCAGUGGUCUGGGAAGGGACUGAAGCGGAUGUUUGGAGAGGUCCCAGUGGUAACUGAGGGGCUUUUGGAUACCUUGAGCCUUUCCAAAGGGUAGGGGCUUGACUGUAGCAAGAGAGAGAGAGAGAAAAAAAAAAAUUGGAAACAGAGCUAGGGGGGCAUGCCCAAAGCAGGGCAUAGACUAGGGCUAGGGGCCCACAGCCCAAAAGGGGUGGGAACUGUGGAGGGCUAUUCAGCCCACCUCCUAAGAAGGGUAGGGAGAGGAUUAGUGAGUCUGUUGCCUGAGAGGGGCACAGACUUGAACAAGAAGAGUGAGUCCUGAAGAGACUAGAUAUUAAACUAGGGCUAGGUGUCCAUGGAAAUAAUCAACUGGUACCACCUGUGAGGUACAGGCAUGGCUGUAGGGGAGGGUGGAGGCUACAACAUUAGCCCUUAAGGUGAUUAGUGCCUGGAGGCAUGGCCAGACCAUGGGGGGCCAGAGGGCAGGACAUCAGGGUUCAGGAGGAACGCACAGACUGAGAGCAAACAAGGGCUCACUCUGGGAUCUUAGGGUGGCCUCCUUUUUCACCAAUCAACCAUUAUAUCAAGGGGUAGCAGGUGGGGGGGAAAAGGAAGGGGAGCCAGAGUAAAGGCAGGAGUUGUGCAGCCACCAGGGGGUGUCCUGGCUGCCCCCGGAGCCCAAUCCUGUUAGAGACCAAAAGGCAUUACCACUAUAGAAAACGUUUUGUACAGAGACAUUACUUUUAGGGCACUUUAUAAACACAGGCUCCUAGUGCUGCUCCUGCUAAGGUCAAUGGGGGCCUUGCCUCUGUUUUCAGGAUAUGGUUCUGGUUGCAUCUGGUAUCCAGGUCAUGGGGCACCCCCAGCCCUGAGGGGUUUCCAGUUGGAGAGAUGGAAGCUGACUGUCAAAGUCCUAGAUAUCCCUGUUAGAGAUCAGAAACGUGGGAGUGGGCCAGGGGCUAGCAUCCUGCUGCUUGGCACUUGUGGGCUUUGCUGAAAUGAUGGCUUCUCAUGGCAGAUGUGGAGGGAAGGCUGGUGUGUCAAGGUAGGGGAUUGUUUUGGGCAAGAGGUGAAAGGGGGAGAACAAAAUAGGUGAGUCAAGCAAAAGGGUGUGGAAAGGACUGGACAUUGUGAAUGGAGCACUGUUCGCCCAGGAGAUAUUAGGCACACAAGAGAUGCUCAGUGUCUCCACAUAGUGUGUUAAGGAGCCCAGGCCAUCAGAGCAAUAACAUUGCCUCCCAGCCCUGUGCUCUGGGCUUAGUCUCCACUGAACAGAUAUCCAUCUCGCCAAACCACAAUGGAUAAUGCAGCCAGAGGCUCAGAAGUGUAAUUGGUACUAAUGACUAAAUUGCCUUGUGCCUUCAGGGAGGCUUAUCCAUCAAGGUCAGGGGGAUGGUGUUGGCAGGGCAGUGGUAGGGCUCUGGUGGUACUUGCUUCCCUGGCUUGGCUAGUGUGGAUAAAGCGCUUCAUUUCUCUCUAGCUGUUCCCUCGGCCUUGCUUAAGCCUUUAUGAGCACUGUCUCUGCACUGCUUUCCACCACCCCUCACAGCCUGCCCCAGCUAAGCAACAGGGAAACAAGGCUAGAAAGCUUCAUUUGCACUCUCCACAGACAGAUAAUUUACAGGAGAAGGUGAAGGCUGGAACAGUGGGAAGGGCUCUGGAGAAAGCACUGUCGCUACAUCUCAGCCUCUGGGUCAGAACUGGGAUACCUUUGGGUUGGGAGCAGGGAGGCAGCUAUAGAAGCAAGAGCACUAGCUCUCAAGGGUGGUGAGGCUCCUGGUAAAAUUCCAGGCCAGGAUUAAGGGCAGUUAGCAGGACUGUGGAGAACACAAGUCUAGGAUAUAAAGUGGGGUUAGCUGUCCAUCAGGGUUGAGGUGGAUCAUCAGAGCUUAGCAGCAGGAAUCUUGCUUGUGCUAUGCACGUUCAGCCUGGUACUGCUUGUCCCUGCUUCUCAGAGCAUUAAAUUAAUCCGCCCACUUGUGAAAAAGAAAGCUUGAAAUCCAGAUUUCAGCCCAUUCUGAGGUAGGAUGCAUGAGCCUCAGUCCUGUCCCUUGGGCCCUUUCAGAUGCUAUGGAAGUGUCUGGCAAUGCCCUGCUGUCUCGGGGCAAACAUGCAAACCCCAUGGGAUACUUGUCUUCCUUUCCUGCCUCUUAAUUGCCAUUUUCCAGUACCUCUCUGGCUAGCUGAGGCUGCUGGCAGCAGCACUUCACCUGGCAAACCAGGCAGCAACACUUUUCCACCUCCCCCGGCAUCAAGCAAAAGUUGCUCAGUGUGGGGCAUGGGCAAUGCCAGCACAGGCUAGAGGGAGGGGCUGAAUGAAGUAAUGAGCUGUGUGCAUGCCCUUCUUCCCCCAAGCCAACCCAGUGCCCCCACUACCCAGUUAAGGCUGGAUAUUGCCCAGCCCAUUACAUGUAUAUUACACUGCUAGCACAACACCUCAAGAAUGUAUUCAACUAUCGCUUAUAGCAGAAGCUGAGAGAUGUGGGCAGGCAGCCACCAUGAAACGAAUAGCUCUACGAUCAUAUGCAUUCAGCUCAGAAAAGCAGAAGCGCAGCUCGCCAUCUGGUGCUUUAAGGAACCAGCUCUUAUUCUCCAUGCAGCUUGGAUGGAGGAUCUUAAGCGCACAUACAAAGCAAAAGCUCUCAUGUUACUCCCAAGAGCUCCAAGCUUAAGGAUGAGCUUUUGAAGCCAUCCCAAACUACACACACAGUCAGGUUUUGAUGGUUUCCCAGCCUUUGGUCCUCCACACUAGUGGAUGUUGCAUAUAGAGCACGUGGGAGCCUCUGGGCACAGACAGCUGGAGCAGAUACUCCUCAAAUUAGAAGCUGAAGGUCUGUCCUACCUACACUUUCAGUGUCCUAUGCUACCCAUGAUCGCUUGUAGAGCUGAAUGGAUUGUUGACAAUGAGAAUUGUUCAUUUGCUGCAUUUGCCCUUUGUUCUCGUCAGUUGUCCAGGAGCUGACAUUCUUUCUUAUUCACUUGCUCAUUUUUUGAAAUGGUUGGACGUGUGUGCACUGUCAGAAUAUCCACUUUGAUGGUUCCUUGUUUGUGGUCUGUGCCUGGCCACUUAUGCUGCUCAGUUUUCUUUCUUGGGCCCCCCCCCCCCCCCCCCCCCCCCCAGCUGGAUGACACCAUUAUAAAUAGUGCUAUUGUUCUUGCUGUAAUGAUCCACAGAUACGGUAGAAGCAAGAUUUGGGAGAUGAAGGAAUAUCUUUCAUUGGACCAAACCUGUACAGUUGGGAGAGAAAGCAGACAAGUUUGAGCCUUCAAGUAUUCUGCAAGUAGCCAUGCCUGGAUUGUGUAUGCUUCUUUCCCAGAUCUGUUGAGGGGUGCUUGAUGUUCAAAAGCUUGUCUGCUCUCUCUCCCAACUGUACAGAGCAUUCCAGUAAAAGGUAGAGAUGUGCCACAGCAGAUUUGUGCCCUGGGCAACACCUGGGGCAGCACCAUCUGCUGCGCUGCAGAUGACCUGGCCAGUUGUCAGCUGUGGCAGGAGUUAUAUUUGUGCCCCUUGCCAAAAGAAUUGCCCAUGGCUGCUGCCCCAUCAUCCGCCCUUGGUUAUGCUAUUGAAGAAAGGAUAUUACCUCCCCUCACAAAUCAGCUUCUCUCACUUCUUUUAUAAGCUUGAGGAAUGGAAGUCAAGGAGAUUUCAAAAUGGCUGUCUUGACACAUCUUCAAGCUGGCCGUGGCACCUGUACGUGUGUGUGUGGUAGUCACGAGCUGUUAGUUUCCUGCCAACCUCUGGCGGGCCACAGGUAGAAAAAUUGUGUGUGUUUGAGAAGGUGAGUCAAUACACACUUUAUUGUAAAAUAUAUCCAUGGCCCUGCUUUCUCCUGCAUUUUGCCAGCUCCAUCCAAAGCAGAGACUGCCAAACAAACCUAUUAUGCUUUGUGCAACUGCCAGAGUGUUAAUUUGCAACACAUGUUUGGGGACUCAUCCAUUUCCCAUGUUUAACUUAUUUUCAGUGCAUAGCCCUGCUCUCCAGGCAGAGCGCUACACUAAUGCUCUAGGCACAUCCAUUCCCAGCACACAUGCAGCCCUGCUGCAGACAGGUCCAUCUGAGCUUGCUGGAAGCUGCACUUGCCCCACUUGGCUGAAUCCAGACCUUGUGUUUUGUUUUUUGUUUUUUUUUUCUGACGUUAUUAAACUAAAAUCUCAUUGAAUCCAGGUGUAUCAUUUAAGGAAAAGUUUUGUAUAGUAAGAAAAGAAUAUCACCUCAACAUAAAGUACUAGGUGGCAGGUGAUGAAUAACAUGUUCUGGAGAUGUUUGGGGAGGGGGAGCAACUUUGUGUAGCUGAUGCCCUUAGUAUACCCUGCAGUGCAAGCUACCAGGAACAUCCAUGCACCACUUGGGAGGGAGUGAAUGCAUUGAUUUGCAAGGACUGCAGAGUGGUGCAUCUGACACCUCAAAGCCUGGCUGCUGCCACCAGUGAUAACCUCACACUAUCCUUUCUGAUCUAUAAGGCCAUAACAUCAAGCAGCUAAAGGCCCCACUGGCCAGGGGGCUGCAGGCAGCAGAGCCAUGGAUGUUUGUAUCUGUCACCCAGAGCGAGGCACCAGUGGGGAUGUAUCUAACAAACUCUUUUGUGAGCACUGGGAACAGUUUUUACUUUUAACUCUGUCAAUAUGAUCUAGCUCUGUCUGUCUCUCUCUAUAUAUGUACAAACAGUAUAUCACAAUGUUGCCUUUUUUGUUGGGAAUAUCAAAGUACAAAGAUUGUAAACCAAAUCGGUGUAAUAAAAGUUUCAGAUGAUUCACUGA